This is a messenger RNA of Quercus robur (English oak), 4984 nucleotides long. RefSeq names its product disease resistance protein RPS4B-like. The transcript is spliced from 6 exons. NCBI's taxonomy places the organism in Eukaryota, Viridiplantae, Streptophyta, Magnoliopsida, Fagales, Fagaceae. The coding region runs from base 1812 to 3167 and encodes 451 amino acids. Gene Ontology annotation, molecular function: protein binding. The record is from RefSeq and is a predicted model, not a curated record.
UCCCAAUCCAUCCUUUUGACAUGUAUAAGUGAUAUAAUCAUACAGUUCUUAUAUGAGUAAUUCUAUCCACAUUGCUCAAGCUAAAGAAUUCAUAUUUGUUUCACUUAAGUAUUAUCACCUAAUGCUUUUCUCCACAGGCGUGAGGCAGAUUUUAUCCAAAACAUUGUGGAAGUGAUACUGCGUGAACUGAGUUCAAAAUUCUCAAGCAUUACCAAAAAAAACUUGGUAGGAAUAGAUUCUUCAAUAGAGGAAUUGAUCACUUCAUAUUUAGAUUUUGGGGGCAAAGUUUUCAUGAUUGGGAUUUGUGGUAUGGGGGGGCUGGGAAAGACAACUCUUGCUAGAGUGAUUUAUGAGAAGUUCUCCAACGAUUUUGAAGGUUCUAGCUUUAUAGCUAAUGUUAGAGAAGUUUCAGAAAAACAGAGUUUGCUUCCAUUACAAAAACAACUUCUUGCACAAACUUUGGGGGAAAGAAACAUAGAUAUAUGGGAUGUUUAUGAUGGAGUUGAAAUGAUCAAGAAGAGGCUACAUUGGAAAAAGGUUCUAGUUGUUUUAGAUGAUGUUAAUCAAUUGGACCAAUUAGAAAAAUUGGUUGGAGAAUAUGGCUGGUUUGGAGAAAGGAGUUGGAUCAUAAUAACAACCAGAGAUGAACAUUUGUUGCUCCAACAUGAAGUUCAUAAAAUAUAUAAGCCUAAUACAUUAAAUGUUCAUGAUGCUCUAAAGCUUUUUUGUUUGAAAGCCUUCAAAAAUGAGAAACCAAGAGAAGGUUAUGUACAACUCUCUAAAAAGGUGAUAUCUUAUGCUAAAGGACUUCUGUUGGCUCUUGUAACUUUGGGUUCCUUUCUGUUUGGAAGAACAAAGGAUGAAUGGCAAAGUGCAUUGCACAAUUUAAAAAAAAAUCCUAAAAGUGAGAUAUUUGAUAUACUUAAAUUAAGUUAUGAUGGACUAGAGAAAAUGUGGAAGGAUAUAUUCUUGGAUAUUGCGUGUUUCUUAAGAGGGAAGACUAAAGAUCAAGUAAUAGAGAUAUUAGAGAAUCGUGGGUUUGAUGCGAGAAUCGGUUUAAGUGUUCUUUUAAAUAAAUCUCUCCUAAUCUUAGAAAACAAUACAUUGUGGAUGCAUGUUCUACUACAAGAAAUGGGUAGAGAAAUUGUCCGUCGAGAAUCAUGUGAAGAGCCUGGAAAGCGCAGCAGGUUGUGGCUUUGUAAAGAUUUGUUGCAUAUAAUGACGAAAGAUACGGCAACAGAAUCAAUUCAAGCCAUAGGUCUGACCUCUUUAGAUGGGGAUCCAGAAGAGGCUCAAAGCUUUGAAGAAUGUUCAGAAGCCUUUUCAAAGAUGUUUAAUCUUAGAUUGCUUAUGAUUGAUGAUUUGCAUAUCCCAAAUGGUCUCAAUCAUGUUUCUAAUUCCCUAAGACAUCUUAUUUGGAAAGGUUAUUCCUCGAAAUGUUUGCCGUCCAGUUUCCAACCGAAAGAGCUUGUUAAACUUGAAUUGCACUCCAGCAACAUUGAAUAUCUUUGGAAGGGAGUUAAGUAUUUAGACAAGUUAAAGUCCAUUGAUCUUAGUGCUUCCAAAUUCCUUAUUAGAACACCUGACUUCUCUGGGCUUCCAAGACUUGAGAGAUUAUAUCUUAUUGGCUGCCAUAAUUUAGUUGAGAUCCACCCAUCUAUUGGACAACUCAGGAGGCUUGUUGUUUUAGAUCUAGAAUCCUGCCGAUCUCUUACAAAUCUUCCUAGCAUGUCCACUGAAAUGGAGUCCCUUACAAUUCUUAAUCUUUGUGACUGCAUAAAUAUCACAAAUAUUCCAGAGUUUAGGGAAUUAUGAAAAGCCUAUCAGAACUUUCCUUGAAUAAGACUGCUGUUGAGGAACUACCCUCCUCAAUUGAGUGUUUGACUGCACUUACUUCUUUAAAUCUAGGAGACUGCCAAAAUCUCGAAUGCCUUCCAAGCAAUAUGGAUAGUUUGAGGUCUCUUGAAAAACUUCUUCUUCCAGGAUGCUUGAAACUUUCUGCCCUACCAGAGAACGUGUGGAAAAUGAAGUGUUUGAAGAAACUUGAUUUGAGCGGACCUGGCAUUAGACGAGUUUCCCAAAAUAAACUUAAUUUGGGUGGGAUGUUUCGACUUCAAAGAAUAGGGCUUAAUAGUAUUGGCUUCUUAUGCUCGUUAAAAUAUUUAACAUUAAGUGGAAACAGUCUUGUCACCCUGCCUGCAAGCAUCAGUCAACUUUCGAAACUUGAAGCUCUUGAUUUGUCCAACUGCUUUAAGCUUCAAUCAUUGCCAGAACUUCCAUCAACUGUGAGAUAUAUAAAUGCUGAAGGAUGUUAUUCCCUCAAACCAUUACCAGCACUGCGAAAACCAUCACCAGAUCCGCUCAAACUUAUACAAUCUUUUGGCUUCAAAAGGCAUUAUUAUAAUGAGAGCAACGGUGGAGUGGCAUUUAAAAUAUUGAACCGUUACCUACAAGGAGUCCUUCAUUCAAAAACUGGAUAUGAAACUCCUACCGAAAAGAAAAAGGAAGGAUCAAGAACUGAAUUUCAAAUAAUUAUUCCUGCAAUGGAAAUUCCACGGUGGUUUACUCAUCAACGUGUGGGGAACUCAAUAAGUAUAGACCUGCCUCCCAAUUGGUGUAACAGUAGGUGGAUGGGAUUCGCUCUCUGUGCUAAGUUGGAAGGAUAUAACUAUCUUUCUGGAUUAAAUUCCAACAAAACAUUUGAUUUCAGAGCUCGGGUGAUGGCCCUAGGUGGUUCACUUCACAGUCAACUCAACUCUGAAAUUGUCUUUAAGGUGGCAUUUGGUGCAGGUGACAUUUGGAUAUUGUAUUUGUCUCGUGAUGAUUGGUUUGCUACUUUUCCGAAUGGUGAAUACAAUCAGAUUAAGGUUGUAUUUGAGAGCUGUGGCUCAACGGAGAAAGUGCACAAAUGUGGGGUCAGUUUGGUAUACGAGCAGAGUGUGGAAGGGUUCUACCAAACAAGUACACAACGCAGCAGAAACAGCAUUAUUGCUUAUGAGGGUUGGGAUGGUGUCCUUCAUGAUGAAAUGAAGCUUAGUGAGUUCCAGAGUUUUAAGAAAGAGCUUGAGAAAUUUAGGGAAAUUAAUAGAUUCGUCUCUUCAUUCAGUGUUAAUGACGAUUAUAACGAUCCAGGACCUAGUGCAUCUAGGAGCUUGCUGUCGGACUAAAUUGAAAGAUUCAUCUUUUUAUUCACAUUAUUUGAAUUCCAAUCCCCACUACACCUCAGUAAUCAUGAUGGCCCUGGGAGCUCUCUUGUCACUCAGCCACUGACUUGUAGUGAUAACUAUUCCUCUUGGGCAAGAUCUAUGAUCGUUGCACUUACAGCAACGAACAAAAUUGGUUUCGUUAAUGGCGAGAUCACCAUGAUAUAAACUACUGCUCCUUUGUUCAAUGCUUGGAUUUGUUGUAACACGACAGUACUGUCCUGUCUCAUUAAUUCAAUCCAGAAGAGCAUAGCUUACAGUGUGAUGUAUACCGAGACUGCUGCCAGACAAAUCUGGUUGGAUUUGAAGCACAGGUAAUCUCAAGGAAAUUCCCUGAGAAUAUAUGAAUUACACAAAGGAAUUUCUCACAUUUCUCAAAACAACCUUUCAAUCAGUGACUAUUUUGCUAAUUUCAAAUCAACUUGGGAUGAAUUGGUUAGCUAGGAUCCAAUGCCUGAAUGUUCUUGUGAAGCAAUGAAAAACGAGAUUAUGUGAUGAGGAAUCUCAUGGGCUUGAAUGAGAAUUAUGGUAUAGUAGCUAAACCCUCAUGAGUGAGUCAGUAUCAUCUAUCAGCAAGGUGUACUCUCUUUUUUCUCUAUUCAAACUGCAACCCCAAUCCUGGAGGAAGAUACAAUAACAAGAAAAAAGGUCAAUUUGUAGUCAUUGUGGAUAAAUGCUACAAACUUCAUGGAUAUCCACCGGGUUAAAAGUCCAGAUUUAAGUCCUCAAUGAACCAGGUUUCUAGAUCCAAUGGAAAUGGUGGACCUCCAGUGCAGGCUAACACCAAUUCCACCAAUUGUCCAUCUGUUGAAAAUCUGGAUUUCAAUGUCCAAUAACCCAAGAACAAUGCCACCAUCUAUUGGACUUCGCAGUGCUCAGUAAUAUGGGGAAUCCAGGAUUGAAGCUCCUCAUCAAGCAGCCAAUAUCAUGAUCUCUCGAUCUCAUCUUCAAUCUGCACCUCAAAGUUCCCUUAUGCAUAAUUUCUCAGGUACUCCUCUUCUAUAUCGUCCAAAUCAAAAUCCUAAUGUUGACCUGAGUCAUUCAGUUUUUCUUCUCAAAUAGUAUAAAGAACAGCCUUUUAUUGCAGUUCUUGGAUUAUUGACACUGUGCAACAUAUCAUAUGGUUAUAGACACCUCAUUUUGCAUAUUAUCAUCACAUCACAUCACAGGGAUAAAACUGAACUUCUGAUCAUUUGAUUUCCAAUUGCAUUACAUAAACUAAAUCUUGAAGUCAUAAUGAUCAAAACGACAAUUCAUGAGCUUUAAUAGGAGACCACCGGAUUGAAAGAUAUCAAGAAAACAUGUUUAAAAGUUAAUGUGUACUUGCUUGAAUUAAGUUCCAAUCACACAUGAUUGUGAACUCUUAAUUUUAAUUAGUCUAUUUUAGUCCAAAUUAAGUUUAAUUAAUAAGAUAUCAUAAUACUAUUGGUUGUAGAUUUAAUUUAUUGUGGAGUUGCAUGCACCUUAUUCAAUCGAAGAGAAAAAACAUUAAUUAAUUCCUAAAAUUUGGUUAAAAUUGAUUAAAUUAAAUUUUUAAAAUGUUUAUUAAAUUAUUUUAGAGUUGAUUUGCUAAAAUUGAGGUCUAAGGAAUUCUAAGAAAAUGUGAAAAUUCGGAGUAAUUUGUAAGUAUAGCGGUAUGUCUAAAGUGUUAAAUAUGAUAUUUGAGCCCAUAUGAUAUUUAUAUAAAUUAUUUGAAGAGUAAAAUGUUUUACAUUUUGUAAAUAUAUACAUGAAAAUUGAGGAAAAUUCAAAUGUGAGUAAUUUGGAUUAUCAUUAUCGAA